This is a messenger RNA of Centruroides sculpturatus (bark scorpion), 1989 nucleotides long. Its product is annotated as glucose dehydrogenase [FAD, quinone]-like. Gene Ontology annotation, molecular function: oxidoreductase activity, acting on CH-OH group of donors; flavin adenine dinucleotide binding. Bases 1 to 1905 code for a protein of 634 amino acids. Lineage: Eukaryota; Metazoa; Arthropoda; Arachnida; Scorpiones; Buthidae. The record is from RefSeq and is a predicted model, not a curated record. The transcript has 11 exons.
AUGUUGACUUUUCAGACGAGUCCCGGUUCUGCGUGCAGCAUUCUGAGGCUCCGAGUAAGGUCGCUCCGAGUGUCUGGAUGCUCGUCGCCUGCUUGCAUUCGAUAUCGGCAUAGGGGCCCUGCACCUGGUAUAAUGAUAUGGGCAGCCAUUGGGUACAUUACACGCACAUCUCUAGUUCGGAUCGACGUUGGUUCUGGAUCAGCUGGAGCAGUUUUGGCUUAUAGAUUAUCACAAAAUCCUUCUAUUAAAGUACUUAUUUUGGAAGCAGGAGAAUCACCACCUCUAGUUGCAGACAUUCCUUCUUCAUAUCUCAAUCUUCUCACCACAAAAUUCAAUUGGAAUUAUACUUCUGUACCCAGUGAUACAAUAGCUCAAGCAAUAAAAAAUAGAGUAUUUGGUAUCGAUGCAGGCAAAAUUUUGGGUGGAACAGCUAUGAUAAAUCAAAAUGUGUUUGCUCGUGGAAAUAAAUACGAUUACGAUAGCUGGGCUCGAAAUGGUGCAGCUGGGUGGGAUUGGGAUAACGUACUUCCUUAUUUUAUUAAACUGGAGGAUAAUCAUAACCCAGGAAUUGCUGUAAAUGGUUAUCACGGUGUUGGUGGACCUAUAGUUAUGGAAUUUCCUACUUUUCAUGCACCUGUAACUAAAGGUUAUGUAGAAGCAGCUGCCUCUAUUGGUUAUCCUAUAGGAGACUUCAACGCUUGGCCUCAAACUGUUUUUAUGCCGCCACAAGGAACAUUAUUCAAAGGAAGAAGAUGGACUACAUUUCAUGGAUAUAUCGAACCAAUAAGAGGGAGAAGAAAUAUUCGAAUAAUUACAUUAGCAUAUGUUACAAAAAUACUUAUAAAUGAAAAUAAACGUGCCUAUGGUGUUAUUUUUGAAAUUAAAGGAAGAGGAUUUAAAGCCAUAGCUAAGCAAGAAGUGAUUUUAUCUGCAGGAGCAUUCAAUUCUCCAAAACUUUUACUUUUAUCUGGAAUUGGAAGGAAAGAAGUUUUGAUAAAAUUUAAUAUACCAAUUAUAGCUGAUCUUCCUGUAGGAGAAAACUUAAUAAAUCAUUUAUCAACUGGAGGACUUCAUUUUAGCGUUAAUUCUUAUACAUUUAAUGAAAAUAGAAUUACAAAAGAAAAUUAUGUACAGUUUUCGGUUAAUGGAACUGGACCAUUAUCGUCUUUAGGUGGUAUAGAAACGCUAGGAUUUGUAAAUUCAAAAUAUAAUAAAAAUCUAAAUUGGCCAGACAUUGAAAUAUAUUGGACUUCGAAGAGUCUUGCGUCUGAUUCAUUAUGGAGAGCUAAUUCGGGUAUUACUGAUGAGUUAGCGAAGAUAUUUGAAAAAUUCCGAUCCCUGGACACAGUAAUUUGUUCUCCUUUUCCGACUCGUCCAAAGAGCAAAGGAACCGUAACUAUCGAAUCCACUGAUCCAUAUGCCGCUCCAGUAAUUGAUUUUAACUAUUAUUCUGAUCCAUACGAUAUAAAAAUUAUGGUAGAAGGAAUGAAGUUUUGUUUAAAUUUGACGUCUACCAAAGCUAUGAAAAAAUUCGAUGCCAAACCACUUCCAUAUACAAUGCCGGGUUGUGAAAAACAUAAAAAGUUUAGCGAUAAAUAUUUAGAAUGCAUGGCAAAAGCAUUUCCUUUCGCUUUACAUCACUUCGCAGGAACUUGCAAAAUGGGUGCAUUCCAUGAUCCAACAACAGUGGUAGAUCCUACUCUCAGAGUUAAAGGUAUUGAUGGAUUAAGAGUAGUUGAUGCUUCAGUUAUUCCAACUCAGAUAGGAGGGCAUAUCAACAUACCUGUUAUUAUGAUAGCCGAAAAAGCUGCAGAUAUGAUCUUAGAAAGUUAUCAAAAUCGAGAAUAUAAUUAUUAUAAUAAUCGCUUUUUUCGGAAUCCUUAUCGUAGUAAUUACUUUAAAUAACUUUUUUUUUUCAAAGUCUCUAAUUAUAAUUUAUUCUUUUAGAAUUAUAGUAAAUCAUUCAUAUAAUAAAAAACAAAACUCAAA